UCAUUUUGUAAAUUAUUUAUAUAUGGUGACAAAAUUGUCAUGAAGCAUGCGGGUUAUUGGUUCUAGUCCAUAACGAAAUCCAGAAUAGGGACAACACGAAUACGACAGAUAAGAUGGAGCUCCAGAAUCCGGUGAUAACUCUUCUUGUGCAUGCUCUCAGGGUUUUCAACGUGAACCGAAUUAAGUGCGAUGUCCACUGCUGUCAUGGGUCGCCGUUCUCCUCAGAAGACAGUUUGAGCGAAGUCAUAAAUGAUAUAUGCAAUACGCCUGAGCCACCUGCUUACAAAGACAAUGAACUUGACCUAUCAGCAAAGAAAGACUCCAAACGGUGCCACAUCCCAUAUUUAGGUGGUACAGCACUUGCCUUUGGUAUUUCCACAGGAAACAUCCAGAGGGCUUGUCACAGUCUUCACUGCAUCAGUUGUGAUUUUAGGGUCUCUGUAUUUGAUGGAUGUAUGUGGGACAAUGACAUAGACUACUACUUCUUCAGAGACUCUGCUCCAGAUUUCAAUAAGCUUUGUUCGAAACUCUUAGCAAAGCAGGGGUCCCGAGCAUAUGCGUGUCAGUGCCAAUGGCGCUCUAUAACGACAGCUGUAAAUGUUGAGGAUGAAGGACUGCCUUGGGUCUGUGGAAAGCACUGAUGUCUCUUACGAUUCUGCUGUUCUAUCAAGAGUCAACAUAAGCAUAGCUCCUUAUUUUAUUGACAAGCAAAAAUUGGGCAAUAAACGUGCUCCCACGCUUGGCUGCUGUACACUGUUAAGCCUUCGCCUGUGUCAGCUGAGAAGCUGCAGAGUGCAGAGGUGAAUAGCAGUCUCUCAUUAUGUCAUGCUGGAAGGGAAAAAGAAUUA
Messenger RNA from Ornithodoros turicata, 848 nucleotides. RefSeq names its product cilia- and flagella-associated protein 418-like. The record is from RefSeq and is a predicted model, not a curated record. Gene Ontology annotation, cellular component: cytosol. The transcript is spliced from 6 exons. The coding region runs from base 114 to 641 and encodes 175 amino acids. NCBI's taxonomy places the organism in Eukaryota, Metazoa, Arthropoda, Arachnida, Ixodida, Argasidae.